UGUUAUGUCGCCACCAUGAGCACCUCUGAAUCUCCAGACCUCCAAUUCGUCAUAGACGCCGAGAGUCCUUAUAACUACGAGCCUAACGGCUUUCACCCCGUGCAUCUCGGCGACUCUUUUGCCGACGGACGCUAUCAGGUGGUCCACAAGCUGGGCCACGGCCUCUCCUCGACAAUCUGGCUUGUCCUUGACACACAGACAAGCACCUACAAGUCGCUCAAGAUAAUAGCCGCAUGGAAAUCUGUGACUGAGCUCCCGGUUCUCCAGCACUUGGAAGCCAAUUUCAGCGGACAGGAGGAGGGCAGCAACCACGUUGGUCAGAUGCUGGACCAUUUUGUUCAUGAGGGGCCAAACGGGCGGCAUCAGUGCAUUGUCGGCGAAGUGCUCGGCCCGACUCUUGCGUCUUACAUCGGCUGCUUCUGGGACAACGACUGUUACCCUCCGGACAUGGUCAGGCGAUUAUUUGGCCAAAUUGCUCUGGGUGUCACAUAUCUGCACCGCCGCGGCGUAGCCCACGGCGAUCUUCACCCGGCAAACAUUCUCCUCCGCCUCCCAAUGGCAUGGACAUCUCCUGCAGAAGUCGACAUGGACAUCAGGAAACCUGAGGAGUGUGCCUAUGGCGUAAUCAACCCUUCCCCACACCAGCCACGAUAUCUUGUCCCGGGCAUUCAGAACAACCAUGCCCUACUGAAACGCUGCUUCGAGAAUAAUCCGCACAUCAAAAUUUGCGACUUUAGCGAGUCGAACAUGCCCUCCCUCACCGACCCUCCCCGCCUCGCUUCUCCGCUCAUGCUCUGUCCACCCGAUGCCCUCCUCGGCUUUGCGAAGCAUCCCACCAUCAAAACCGAUAUUUGGGCGCUCGCUGUUCUGUGUCAUAUGCUCUUUUGCGGCAAUUGUGGGCUGUUCUUCAACGAAGACAACGACAGGAUGCUACGCGACAUGGUGUUGAACCUCGGUAAACUCCCAGAGCCGUUGUGGUCGAGUUGGGCGGGUAGGGACGCUUUCAACGACGACGGACAUCCCAAAAAUGGCGCUGCCCCGCGCUUCCUCAAGUUCCGCAUUGCAUUCAUACCAGAUGAGGGAGAACGAACAGCGCUGGAGGCGUUGUUGAGGUCCAUGGUCAACUACGAUGAACAGGCGCGGAUCACUGCAGAACAGGUCGUUGAGAGCGAGUGGGUGCAGAGGUAUUGUGUCCCUCAGAUGGGCCCAGCGAGCACAUUUGUGGUCGAGUAUUGUUAA
Mycena indigotica is the source of this 1239-nucleotide messenger RNA. Its product is annotated as Protein kinase. The transcript has a single exon. Gene Ontology annotation, biological process: regulation of mRNA processing; protein phosphorylation; spliceosomal complex assembly. Gene Ontology annotation, molecular function: ATP binding; protein kinase activity. Bases 16 to 1239 code for a protein of 407 amino acids. The record is from RefSeq and is a predicted model, not a curated record. NCBI's taxonomy places the organism in Eukaryota, Fungi, Basidiomycota, Agaricomycetes, Agaricales, Mycenaceae.